UCGGUAUCCACGGUCUCCAUGGACAGCGUUUAUUAAAUAUUAAAGCAUGUGGUGUCGAAUUGACACCCUCGAGCCACAAGCCCUUUAUCUGAAGGUCAGACAAGACCUUUAAUGUCAGGGCAUGCACUUUACCUGGUGCACGCUCUAGUUUCAGUCAACCUAAAUUUGUAUAAUGUAGAUUUUUUGCUGGCAGAAUGGAGCGACGCACAUCCCGCACUGAGGAGGAGCGCGCGGAGAGGAGAGUGCGGUUCCGCGUGGCGUCGGCGCACAGCGGCCGCGUGCUGAAGGAGGUGUUCAGAGACGCGCUCGAAGACUCCGCGGACACCGACACCACUGCGAGCUCAGAGCCGGAGCGAGCAAACUCGCCCGUUAUCACGGAGGCCAACGGCCACCUGAGCGGCCUGCUGCUGGGGCCAGAACCGGACGACAGCGGCAGCGAACCGGACGAGCUGCUCAUGUACGCCAGUGCAACAAAGGAGAAGGUCUUCACCGGAAAACGCGUGAACAUCUUCAGCAAGAACGGAACGAUUCGGGGCGUGAGGGAUAAAGUGAGCGCGGGACAGGUGCUGUUUAACAGCCUGUCCAAAAUGUAUGGGGUGUUUUCAUCAGAUGCACCCAACAAAGUCUCAUAAUUCAGAGGACAAUUAUUACUCCCAUCAUAUAUACAGUAUCACGCAUUAUCAGAUAUAAUAAUAAAGAAUUAUUACAGUACAAUGUGAAAGUGUUACCAAGUGUUACAGCA
Molecule: messenger RNA, 742 nt
Organism: Carassius auratus (goldfish)
Lineage: Eukaryota; Metazoa; Chordata; Actinopteri; Cypriniformes; Cyprinidae
Product: glutaredoxin domain-containing cysteine-rich protein 1-like
Exons: 2
Coding region: 195-632 (145 amino acids)
Biological process (GO): sensory perception of sound
Source: RefSeq, a predicted model, not a curated record